GGGUUUGGGCCAUGGUGAGGGGGCUUGAAAAGGGUGUUCCCUGGUGCCCUCCCCUGCCUAGCCACUGUCCCCUGGGGCUGGGCUGGAGGAGGACUGGCUGGGUAGGCACUAGAGCCCUGCCUGGCUCAGCACUCUGCCGAAAGGAACCCAGACAUACUCCCAGGAGUUCCCCGUCCACACCCAAGGGAAAGGGGCCCCCAGUGGGCUCCUUCCCACAGAACCAAAGAGAUCUUCUCUGGGGGUCCCUGUGUUGUGAGGCUCUGCUUCAGCUGGCUGCAGGCCCAGGACAACAGGUCUGGGAAGGGGAGGUGGUGACCUCCAUAUGGGGUCCGGAGAGCCCCUCACCGGAAGUCUAGGAGCACAGACAGUGGGUGCCAGUGAGCCUUGAGUUUGGGAGGGGAGUGGUGGCUCCAGGACCCCUAGGUUUGGGAGGAGGGGUGAGCAGGGCCGGGAGAGCAGCAGCCCUGUUCUGGUCCUGGGAGGCCUGCGCUCUGAGCAGGCCGUGGCUCUCCCAGGAUGUCUGAGGAGAUCAUCACCCCGGUGUACUGCACGGGCGUGUCAGCCCAAGUGCAGAAGCAGCGGGCCAAGGAGCUGGGCCUGGGCCGCCAUGAGAAUGCCAUCAAGUACCUGGGCCAGGACUACGAGCAGCUGCGGGCAACAUGCCUGCAACAAGGGGCCCUCUUCCGCGAUGAGGCCUUCCCUCCCGGGCCCCACAGCCUGGGCUUCAAGGAACUGGGCCCCAACUCCUCCAAAACCUACGGCGUCAAGUGGAAACGGCCCACGGAAUUGUUCUCAAACCCCCAGUUCAUCGUGGACGGAGCCACCCGCACGGACAUCUGCCAGGGGGCUCUGGGGGACUGUUGGCUGCUGGCUGCCAUCGCCUCCCUCACUCUCAAUGACACCCUCCUGCACCGAGUGGUCCCACAUGGCCAGAGCUUCCAGGAUGGCUAUGCUGGCAUCUUCCACUUCCAGCUGUGGCAGUUUGGGGAGUGGGUGGACGUGGUGGUAGAUGACCUGCUGCCCACCAAAGAUGGAAAGCUGGUGUUCGUGCACUCCGCGCAAGGAAAUGAGUUCUGGAGCGCCCUGCUGGAGAAGGCCUAUGCCAAGGUGAAUGGCAGCUACGAGGCCCUGUCGGGGGGCAGCACCUCGGAGGGCUUUGAAGACUUCACAGGUGGGGUCACGGAGUGGUACGAGCUACGGAAGGCCCCCAGUGACCUGUACAGCAUCAUCCUCAAGGCGCUGGAGCGAGGCUCCCUGCUAGGCUGCUCCAUUGACGAGCACUGCCCUGCUCCUGACCCACCCCCACUUCCCGCAGCCACCUUCUGGGUGAACCCCCAGUUCAAGGUCCGGCUGGAGGAGGUGGACGACGCGGAGGAGGAGUACGGAGGCCGCGAGUCCGGCUGCAGCUUCGUGCUCGCCCUCAUGCAGAAGCACCGCCGCCGCGAGCGCCGCUUCGGCCGCGACAUGGAAACCAUCGGCUUCGCCGUGUAUGAGAGACCAGAAGAAGCAGGCUCAGAUGGGAAGGGAUGUGGAGUCCCUCUGGAGCCCAGCCUUCCCUCCAGCCGGGGCCCACACAGGGGCGGGGCUGGGGCGCCCCUCAUGUGUCCUCCGCCCUUCUCGGUCCAGCAAGUGCUCUCCGAAGAGGAGAUUGACGAGAGCUUCAAGGCCCUCUUCAGGCAGCUGGCUGGGGAGGACUUGGAGAUCAGCGUCAAGGAGCUGCGGACCAUCCUCAACAGGAUCAUCAGCAAACACAAAGACCUCAGGACAAAGGGCUUCAGUCUGGAAUCGUGCCGCAGCAUGGUGAACCUCAUGGACCGUGAUGGGAACGGGAAGCUGGGCCUGGUGGAGUUCAACAUCCUAUGGAACCGUAUCCGGAACUACCUGGCCAUCUUCCGGAAGUUUGACCUGGACAAGUCGGGCAGCAUGAGUGCCUACGAGAUGCGGAUGGCCAUCGAGUCUGCAGGCUUCAAGCUGAACAAGAAGCUGUACGAGCUCAUCAUCACACGCUACUCGGAGCCUGACCUGGCCGUGGACUUCGACAACUUCGUGUGCUGCCUGGUGCGCCUGGAGACCAUGUUCCGGUUCUUCAAAACUCUGGACACAGAUCUGGAUGGAGUUGUGACCUUUGACCUGUUUAAGUGGUUACAGCUGACCAUGUUUGCUUGAGGAGGGGCUCUGGCCUGUCCGCCGUGUUCCCCAUCUGCUACGCCAUGCCUCGCACCGGCCACCCCCACUGCAAGUGCCUUUUCUGGAGCAUGGGGGCCUUCCCUCUGUCUCCCCCAUCCCAGCCACCAUGAUCGUCUCCCGGGCAGAGCUGGGCGGCCCUCCCGCCUCUGCGACCUUGUCCAUCGCCAAACAGGAAGGCAGCUCUUGCUUGUUGCCACCUCGGGGUGUGCGGGCUCCCUAACCCCCGCCCCCGGGGCCGCCCCCAAGCCCCCACUCACCUGCCUCGCCGCAGGCUUUCAACCACAACCACUAGCUGACACAGUCGGGGAAACUGGCUGUGCAGAGCCCCCCUCCUGACAGGGGCCUCCCCCAGGUCAGGGGCGUCUAUGUCCCAUGUGCCCCGAGGCUGCCCCCUGCCCCUGCCCCUGCCCCUGCCCUUACUUGGAAGCAGCCCAUCCGGAGAGGGCUCCCCCAACUCCUGCUUUUUUAUAUUGUUGAUCCCAAGGGGACUGCAGAAAUGGACUCACUGGUUAUCGGUGCUGUAGGCGCCAGCACACGAGGGGUAGAGGGGCCUCCUGUUUCUACUCAGAGGAACCCCAAUAAAGAAGACAAGGCCCCCA
Echinops telfairi (small Madagascar hedgehog) is the source of this 2786-nucleotide messenger RNA. RefSeq names its product calpain 1 (gene CAPN1). The coding region runs from base 517 to 2166 and encodes 549 amino acids. The record is from RefSeq and is a predicted model, not a curated record. The transcript has 14 exons. Lineage: Eukaryota; Metazoa; Chordata; Mammalia; Afrosoricida; Tenrecidae. Gene Ontology annotation, biological process: proteolysis. Gene Ontology annotation, cellular component: cytoplasm. Gene Ontology annotation, molecular function: calcium ion binding; calcium-dependent cysteine-type endopeptidase activity.